Messenger RNA from Fusarium graminearum PH-1, 438 nucleotides. RefSeq lists its product as uncharacterized. NCBI's taxonomy places the organism in Eukaryota, Fungi, Ascomycota, Sordariomycetes, Hypocreales, Nectriaceae. The annotation marks the transcript as partial. The record is from RefSeq and is a predicted model, not a curated record. The transcript is spliced from 4 exons.
AUGGAUUUUCCCAGUCUUUACCCUCGAACGGGGCCGCCGCCAUUCCCCAAUCCCACGACUCUCCCAACGACGCCGCUCCAGCAGAAAGGCCUUGCAGCCUUGUUCAUAUUCCCGAGUCUAUCGAUAAUAAUCGUAUCAAUGCGCAUAUACAGUCGCGUGACCGCACGGACUAUAGGUCUCGAUGACUACCUCAUUCUGGGAGCACUCUUCUUCGCUUUGCUUAUGAUUGGACCUCUGUAUAUGUUCAUGAAACUCAAUUACUGGGGAUUCAGAGCCUACGAUGUACCAAAAGACCUCAACCUCGCCGCUGGGUUCUGGUGGAACUUCCUGGUGCAGAUGUUCUACAACCCCGUCCUAGCUCUCGUCAAAGCAUCAAUCCUCUUCUUCCUUCUCCGACUCGGCGGCCACAAAACAAGUAUACGAUAUGCCAUUUACGGA